AUGCGUCCUCGCAAGCCCGGAGACAAACGGGAUGGAGAGAGGCCCCGCCAGAAACGCGGUGAGGAAAGUCGUUUCAUUCCCAGCCAAGUGACUCAGAGGAACCAAAGGACAGAGGAACCGGUUGCCAACGUGGGGCAGCAGAUGGACCGAGCUCACCCCAGGCCCCGGCCAAAAUCUGACAGUAUGGAUUGGAGAACAAUAAUUUAUGUGAUUUUAUUGGUGAGCCUCACUGUAGUCAAAGCCCUGCCUAGAAGUUAUCGGGACGUAGAGGAAAGAAACAGCAUUGGCCAACGUUUUUCUCAGCUGCAGGAGAAUAACUUCAAAGCCAUUGCCAUGAUCAUGUUCGCUCAGUACGUGCAAGGGGGCACCUUUGGCAGAGCGGUCAGGAUGGCUGAAGACGUCACGGACCUCGCCAGAAGAUGUGCUGCUGCCACCGGGGACCACCCCGACUGCCUGAAGCCUUUGGACAGCAUCUUCCUCGACACCAUAUGCCAGGAGGAAAAUCUGCCCAGUUUUACCGAUUGCUGCGCUAAAAAGGAUCCCGAGAGAAAUGACUGCUUCCUCUCCCUUAAAAACUCAUCCAGAGGGUUCUUUUCUCCUUUUGAGAGGCCAAAUGCUGAAGCUGCCUGCAAAAACCAUUCACAGCAUCAACAUCAAUUGACAGGAUACUUUAUCUACGAGGUUUCCAGAAGGCACCCAUUCCUCUACGCCCCAACAAUCCUCUCUGUCGCUCUCCGGUACGAGGAGAUGAUGAAUAACUGCUGUGGAACCACCGAGGACCCCGCUCCCAACCCGGAGGAAUGCUUCCAGAGACAGGCACCGAAGGUGGUGAAGCCACUGAAAGAAGAUGGCCUGAGGCAGGAACACACAUGUGGCAUCUUGAAGAAGUUUGGAGAAAGGACCUUAAAGGCUCUGAAACUUGCUCAGAUAAGCCAAAAAUUCCCUAAAGCUGAUUUUCCUACUGUUAGCAAACUAGUGACGGAUAUUGCUAACAUGCACCAGGACUGCUGUCGUGGGGAUAUGCUGGACUGCAUGCAUGACAGGGAAGAGAUCCUACACUAUGUCUGCACCAACCAAGACGCCCUAUCGAGUAAAAUUAAGAAGUGCUGUGAGAAGCCUCUGCUGCAGAGAAGUGAAUGCAUAGUUAACGCGGACAAUGACGACAAACCCGCAGGCUUGUCCCCCCACGUCAGGGAGUUCAUAGAAGACAAAGGAAUAUGUGAACGUUUUGCCCAGGAGAAAGACGCACACUUGGCCAGGUUUCUGUAUGAAUACUCCAGGAGACACCCCGAAUUUUCGGCUCAGAUGCUGCUAAGGAUUGGCAAAGGCUACGAGGAGCUGCUGCAGGAGUGCUGCCGAGCCGGCGCGCCGGACGACUGCUGCAGGAGAGGGGAGGAAGAACUGAAGAAACAUAUUUACGAGACUGAAAGUGUCAUGAAGACAAGCUGUGACAUUUACAAGGAGAAAGGAGAUUACUAUUUCCAAAACGAGCUCCUCUUGAGCUUCACCAAGAAGAUGCCGCAGCUGACGUCCGCAGAGCUGAUAAAAUUCACCAAGCAGAUGACCACCAUCGGCUCCAAAUGCUGCCAGCUGAGCCAGGACAAGCUGCUGCCUUGUGCCGAGGAGAAUCUGGAUCUGGUGCUUGGAGAAAUCUGCAGGAGGCACCUGAGCGACCCCAUCAACCCCGGGGUCUGCCAGUGCUGCAGCGGCUCCUACGCGCUCCGGAGGCCCUGCAUGGGGAAACUGGAGAUGGAUGAGAGCUACGUGCCCUUGUCCUUGACUCCUGGUCUCUUCCCUUUCCACGAAGACUUGUGCACCACUGAAGAGGAGAAGCUGCAGCACAAGAAGCAGGAGAUGCUCGUCACCCUCAUCAAGUACAAGCCCCAGAUCACCCAGGAGCAGCUGAGCUCGGUCACUGCCGCCUUCGCCGCCAUGCGGGAGCGCUGCUGCCGAGGAGACCACCCCGAGACCUGCUUCCUGAGAGAGGGUCCAGAACUUAUAAAAAGAAGUGAAAAACUGUUGUCGGCGUAAGGAGCUUGCCCAGGGUGUGGGAGGAUACUGGCUGGCUGGAAGACACACACAUCCACCAGCGAGGGUAUCUGGGCUAAAACAUUCCUCAAGUACAAAGACGUGAUUUGUCACAGGGGAGAAAACAAACCUGUGGCUCUUUCCUCACCAAUCUAAGGAAGUCCUGAGGGUUUGCACCGGCUGCGGUUCUGCCUCCAUCCCGUCUGCUCCUGCGAACGAGGGAGAAGAGGUUUCUCCAUAAAACACCAAAUUCCCACACCAGAUCCAUCUGCUGAGCUGGGGAACUGCAAACCUGCUCCCAGCGCUCGGCUCAGGGAAUCAAACCUGUUCCUCCCUUUCAUUCGGACGGGGUGGAGACACGCAGGCAAACACCUCAUUUCUGGAUCCUAUCACUUUGAUUAAAAAUUAUCAAGGAUACACAAAAUUUAAACCAAUUUAACUUAAUGCCAGGUUAAGUCCAGAGAGGGGGUGCAGCACCUUAAAGAAAUACGCUGAAAGAAUAAGUCAAAUGGAUGAAAAUUCAGGGUUUAGAUGUU
This is a messenger RNA of Calidris pugnax (ruff), 2564 nucleotides long. RefSeq names its product alpha-fetoprotein-like. Gene Ontology annotation, cellular component: blood microparticle; cytoplasm. The transcript has 15 exons. Gene Ontology annotation, biological process: transport. Lineage: Eukaryota; Metazoa; Chordata; Aves; Charadriiformes; Scolopacidae. Bases 1 to 2031 code for a protein of 676 amino acids. The record is from RefSeq and is a predicted model, not a curated record.